Messenger RNA from Racocetra persica, 365 nucleotides. Lineage: Eukaryota; Fungi; Glomeromycota; Glomeromycetes; Diversisporales; Gigasporaceae. The record is from the annotation of a GenBank genome assembly.
UUUAUCCAGCAAUCGUAUCUGGAUAUUUACUAAAUACCAACUCACUUACUACCAAAAUAGUCUUUGCAAUUUCUAGUAUAUCUUUAAGUAGAUUAAUUGAACAUUUUGGUGAUAAUGAACCUAAAAAAAUCAAUACGGCAAUAUCUUUUUAUUUAAAUUGGAAUGUAAAGAUGAAUGAAAAGAUGAAAAAAGAAAAAAAUCAAGAUUUAGAAAAUCAAGAGGAUAUAAUUGUAAAUUAUAAAAAAGAUGAACAGGAUCCAAAAGAAAUGUUAAUAAAUCAAAUAAAUAGACUAAAAUCAAUCCAGAAACAGGAGAGCAAAUUAUUUGAAGAAAUGAUCGAAGAACUACAAAAUCUACAAGGAUAG